AGGAGCACCUGAAGGCAGCGCGCGACCCCACUAAUACAUCCGGGACAUUCAGCAGUUUCACAUGUCAGUUGCUUCAGCAGCUGUCAAGACUUUCCUGCAUGUGAAGAAGCUGCGGCAGUUACCCUGGUUCUAACCACAUCUUUCGAGAGUAGAGAUGGCGUUGAUGGGAAUUCAGCUGGUGGUCAGCUUGCUGGCUGCAAGCAUAAUGCAGAGGAUGGCUCCACAUUGCUCAUUUGCACGCUGGCUCCUCUGCAAUGGCAGUUUGUUCCGGUUCAAACACCCGUCAGAAGGAGAGCUGUGUGCGCUGGCGGGGAAGCAGAUGCCCAAACAGACCAGGAGAGACAGGAGACAGAAUGGGGAGAGCAAGCCUCUCACUGUGCCCAAAGACAUCGACCUUCACCUGGAGAAAGCUCCGGUCAACGCCAUGGACGCUCUUGUGCUGCGUUUUUUCCUGGAGUACCAGUGGCUGGUAGAUUUUGCAGUCUAUGCAAUGGGUGUCUACCUGUUCACUGAGUGUUACUACACUGUUGUAGAUGCCAGCAAAGAGGUCAAUAUCGGAGCUAUCUGGUGUGUCCUGACUGUUCUCUUCAGUCUAAAGACCCUUCACACUCUGAUGAGCCACUACUUCCGCUCUGAAGAAGGAGGCGAGCGCUCGGUGUGCCUUGCCUUUGGCUUUCUGUCUCUGCUCGUGGCCAUGCUGGUGCUGGUGGUCCGAGAGGACUACCUGGAGUUCGGCCUGGAGUCAGGCUUUUCCAACCUCUUUGACAACUUGGAAGUCUUUGCCAAACAGCAGGGCUUUGCUGACUGGUCAAUCCCAGUGACCAAGCUAACAGUGAAGCUGGGUCUGGCUGCUGUCUGUGCUUACAUUGGCGCUCUCCUGGCCUUCCCUGGACUGCGAAUGGCUCAGACUCAUCUAGAUGCUGUACAGAUGAACUCAGACAGCCCACUCAUCCAGAUUCUGCUGCACAUGAGUUUCCUGUCUCCAGUUAUUGUGUUGGUUCUAUGGGUAAAACCUAUUGCAAGGGACUUCCUGGUCAAUGCACCAAUGGGGAAGACCUCUGUCACAAUAGUUUCCAGUGCAGCAUUUGACAGCAUGCGCCUGUGGAUCAUCGUGGUGUUGUGUGUGCUGCGGCUCGGACUGACUCGUUACCACAUGCAGGCCUACCUCAAUCUGGCUCAGAAGUGGGUGGAGCAGAUGAAGAAGGAGGCGGGACGUAUCGCUGCGAUUGACAUUCAAAGGAAGGUCACUCGUAUCUUUUGCUACUUGACUGUAGUUACUCUACAGUAUCUGCUUCCUAUUCUUCUCAUCCUCUUCUCCACACUGGCACUCAAGGCAUUAGGGGACUUCUCCUGGGCGACUGGUGCAGAGCAGCCCCCCGGGGUGACACCAGCACUGGUGAUACCCACAGCAGCACCUGUGCUGCCCAGUGGUCUCGAUGAAGAUGAAGAGGGGAUGGAAGACAUGGAGGAGGACAUCCAGGCCACAGUGGCACGCCUGUCAGAGGCCUUCGUAGCCCUGCGGUCCGUCCUCACUCCACUUUUCUUCCGAGGUUUCUUUGCCUUCCUCACGUGGUGGGUGGCUGCCUGCCAGGUCAUCAGCUCCCUGUUUGGUAUCUACUUCCACCAGUACCUUAUGCAGAACUAACUGAGGAAAACAGUGCCAUAGUGUUCUACCUUCAAUGCAACUCCAGCCCUCAGCUGUUGUUUAUGCUGUUGCAAGGGACGGCUACAGACAACAAAGGGGGCAUUUCAUUAAAAUACACAACUACAGACAGAAUGCACCUUGUUUUUGGCUGUAAUAGGAGUUUUGAUAAAGGUUUGUUAAGAGUAGACGGGCACUGUCUGUUCCAAUAUUGGCUACUUUGUUGCCCUUAUGACUUUUUGUGACCAGCAGGCUACUGGUAUCAAUAACACAAAUGUACAGAGAGAACUCGGGCCUGUGUCGCAAAGCAAGUUCAUUUUAGUCUGGCGCGCUUUGGGUUACCUGGCUUCACUGAGUCAAACAUUAGCAAUUCUUAAUGACUGGUAUCACGAAGCUGGUUAUCAACUGGCUCAGUGUAAUUUUAUAUCAUGGUAAUGGUACAUGUCGCCCUGAUUUGCAUAGCCCUCCUCAAAUAUAUAGCAGAGAUAAAAAGUGUUUCCCUUAGAUUGACUGACUGCUUUUGGGGGGAUAUAACUGUCAAGGUUUAUAGGCAAAACAAUAGUUUUUUGUCAUCAUUAUUAGCUUAAGCCUAUGGCAUUUUACACUGCAUAAAUUAGCCUAGCUGCUAACGGACUUUUCCUCUAUAGUAAUUUGUUAAACAAUAGCUUAACAAAAUACAUAUUAUUUAUACGUUUUCUUUCUCACCAUUAAAAGUCACUGCAUCUCCCAACAGAACACCAUGGUUUUUCAGCGCUAUAUAACGUAACGAGUUGUCGUCAACUCGAGUAAAGUUCAUUUAACCUGUCUCUGGUCUGCUUUGCUUUGCUCCACGCCCCCGCCCUCAGUGAGCAGAGCAGAGGAGAGGAGAGAAACUAGCGCGAAUGUAAAUGACAGCUCUCUCACUGAGCUUAAAUGAAAUAAGUGCACAAUAUUUUGUUUCUUUCUUUCAGGGGGGGAAACGGUAUUGCAGAACCUCUACUGGUGGACACAUUUCUACCGUCGCACGGUAUAUACCGUCAUCACCUAAACCUAGUGCGUUCACGUUAAAGAGGCAGAAUUUUUAAUUACAUGCAACAUCAAAAGAAAAAUGAGUGGAGUAAUAUGACACAGUGAUACCCACAGGGAAAUUAGAUCGUAGUAUCGUAGUACUAAAAGGUGAUAUUCAGUGAGGUGAAAUAUAAUCACACAAGUAGAAUAGGAUAAGAAGCUAUAGCAAUAGGAGGAAUAAUUUCCAAAUCUUCAAAGUAAGGCUUUAAGUAAGUGUAAGAAUUAGACCUUUUUAGAUAUGUCUAUCAUUUUCAACAUCUAGAAAAUGUCAUUUUGGUGACUUUUUGACUCAUGGCGAACAAGCUGUUUUGAGUGAUACACAUAAAAACCGUUAAAGUAAGGCUCUUCCUGCUGCUGAAGCAGAUAGGAUAAGUACAGGUAGACAAAGAAGAAAAGAAAUAAAUGUCUGAUAAGGUCUAUCUGACCGAUAUGUUGCAUUUAUAAUUCACAGAACUAAUUAACAGUGAGUGCAAUGAUGUGCGCAAUUACAGUAAUAAGCAGCUAUAAUAGCCAUUCAUUAGGCUUUUAAUGUGGUAAACUGUGUAUUAAAAGUCCUGUUUUAAACCCGGAGUGGACACACGGCUGUACAAAAUCCAUUUAUUUUAUCUCAUAAUAAGCAGUAAUUCUGCAGCUGUAUAAAAAUGUCUCUAUUGCUCUCUUAUUUGUCACUUUAAUGUAAUGUCAAUGCUUUUGUCCCUUUCGGGAUCCUGAAGAAGUGAUAGGACGGUUUUGAUCUUCUGAAGUAAACCUGCUCCGGAGCUGGUUAGCGUGGUGAACUACCCAGGUUGAAAGUGAGCCAGCUUUGUGAUACUGGAAAACAAGAGCCCAAAGAUAUCCAGCUAACCCACUAAUCUCGCUUUGUGAUAACAGGGCCCUGGUCAUCUUCCAGCUACUUCAGCGGAACAUUUUUCUGCAACUUUUCAGAUGUAUCUGUGCCAGUGUUACCUGAAUUGUUCUGAAUAGAACAUUGUUAAAUGCUGCAUAUAAGAUGUUUAAUUGGUACCAGGGUAAGUAUUAGUACUUAAUCCCUGUAUAGAUAAGAUGUUUUAUUUUUGUGAGGGACUCUUUGUGCCCCUUAAGGAACCGAUUCAAGAGUGCUAAAUGGUUUUUGUUAUCUUUUUCUGCUUGCAAAUAAGUAGUAAAGCUCAAAUCCGUCCUAUUGAAUUAAACGCAGCUGAAGGUGAAUCAAAACUGUGGCUGUGUAUUAGCCCAGAACUGGUGGGCUGUUGCUUUUAUCUAAAGAGUUUCCUUCAGAAUUCCUAAGUGCCUGGGAGCUCAGGGAUUUUGAGUGGAUUUUAAAAUCUCCUUUCUGCCUGAUUAUUUAGAAUGAAUAGAUUCUGUUGAUAGAUAAAAUGAACACUCCAAACACAUUUCUGUUUUUUCCUUUUAUUUUCAAACACUAGUCACAGGCAGCAUUUUUAUUUGCAGUGUCUUAAUUAGCUACAUCAGUUUUUAGUUGUAUUUUCUUUGUUGCUGUUUUUAUAGCCAGCCGGUCAUGUCCAUGUAAGAUUAAUCAAAGCCCACUCAGAAUAUGUUUUGCACCAGGGGAUUUUAUUUAUUUAUUUAUGAUACAUUGCCUCAAAUAACGUUUGUUAUUUAGAAAUGAUACAGAUGCUGCAUUUCUGUACAUUUUUGUAUUCUGUUUGUGGCAGUUUUUGAUUUUCUGUGUGUGUUUUUUAGAUAGUGUAUUUAAAUUGAAUGCUCUGAAAGCAUACUGUGAAGACCAUAUGAAAAUGUUGCUUUUUGAGAUCUUCUGAAUGCAUGGUGUGCAAACUUCUGGCUGUAACCUGAAUAUUUUGUUUGUGUGGCUCAAUAAAACAUUUAUUAUUUUCAGUCUCA
Molecule: messenger RNA, 4528 nt
Organism: Siniperca chuatsi (mandarin fish)
Lineage: Eukaryota; Metazoa; Chordata; Actinopteri; Centrarchiformes; Sinipercidae
Gene: tmem161a
Product: transmembrane protein 161A
Exons: 11
Coding region: 155-1645 (496 amino acids)
Source: RefSeq, a predicted model, not a curated record